AUGGAAGACUUGUAAAAGAUAAUAUAAAAAUCUGGAACCAACUUGUCUCUUCUUGAUCUAGAAUUCAAGUAUAAUAAUAGUACUAUAUCAGACAAAUCGAAAAUUUGAAGGAUGUGCUUCCACUGCUCGUCUAAUUUAAGAAUCUCAAAGAAGUAAGCAAUCCAUAUAAUUACAGUUAAAUUUGCAUGGAAAUAGAUUAAGACAAUUGCCAGAUGAUUUGUCUCAAUUAAAGAAUCUUGAAAUAUUGGAUAUCACCAAUAAUAUGUUUGAAAAUGUAUUCUUUUGUUUUAAAUUUAGUUACAAUAAGUAGUUCAUUCAUUAAAAACAUUACCCUCAUUGAAUCAUUUGGAAAUAGCAUUGAAAUCUAAGGAAGAAGAAGAAUUUAUCAUUGAAAAUCUGCCUUAAUUAGUGAUGUUAAAUCAAUAAGCCAUUAAAAUUGAGGACCAAUCUGAACAAUAAAGUGAUAUGCAAUCAGAGAGAUCAGGAACAGGAUUGGAAAUAACAUUACAAUAAGAGGAUCUGGAAUAGAUGGCUGUACUUAAUAUCCCAAUCAUAUUAGAUGCUUCAUGACAGUAUCAAAGAGUUGAGAAAGGAAGAUGAAGAAUCAGAAAAAUAGAUUUCUUCAGUUUUCGAGAAUUCAGUGAAGACAAUAAUGAAGGAAUUGCAGACCAAGCUAGCACAAAAAUCACCUGAUCAUAUAACAAAUUUAACAAUUCUCAAAGUUUUAAAUUUAUUUUAAAAUAGGCAAAAUUUAAUUUAUCUGAAGUUUGCUUUUAAUUGUUUAUAAGAUACUUUAAAUUGACAGAUAAAAAGCUAGAAUAGAUCCUAACCAAAUUACACGACUAACAUCAAUAGAUAUUUACAGAUAUGUCUAACGUCAUAAUGAAUGUAAGGGACAAUCAAUCAAUUUAAUCAAUCCAAAAGAAAUUAUUGGAAACUAAUUCAGGCUAAUCAAAUUAAGACAAGGGAACUGAAUAAAGACUUAGAUAAGAACUCUAGGAGUUGUAAUAAUAUACAAGGGAAAUUGAAUAAGAAAAUAAGGCUUACUUAGAAUUACUAAUUAAAUUCGGAAAGGGGGAAAAGAUUCAAUUAAACUCUGUUCUAAAUAAUUAGUAAAAGACUGAAGUUUAAAAUAUAGACAAUUCGUCUCAAUUUAUACAAUAGAAUAAUAAUGACAAAGCCAUUGCUCUAAAUUUGAUUAGACCACAAUAAACCUAAUAUGCGUCUAUUCAAAGUAAGAAUAAUUAAUUAUAAUCAAAUGUAUUGGUUUAAGCUCCCUAAUUGGUUAAGAUGUUAACUCUAAAACAAUUCAAAGAUUUAAUAGUAGAAAUAUAUGAGAGUAAAUUGAAAUUUGAUUAAAAAUGCUCUGAUUCUCAUUUACCAAGGGAAACUAUGGAGCAGCAUAUGUACACAUUUUUGAAUUAGAAAUAUGGAUUGAAGAGUUUAAUACUGGAAUGGGCUUCUUGCAUCAUCAAUGCACUCAAGAGAUAUGGAAAUGACGAUAAUGAUGUUGCAGUGUUUGGUAAGAUUUUGAGGAAUGAAUGUGAUGAGGAGUUUAGAUUUGUGUAGGGUUAGGUGAAGAAUACGAUUUUGGAAUUGCUGAAGGUAAAACUUUAAAUUAAUAAUGGUAGAUGUAUUUGAGAGGGAAAUUCCCUUUAAAGACAAAUGCUGAUAUCAAAGAAAUGAUGAAUUAAAGAGUUAAUAGUUUUAUAUUCUAAGAAGAAGCCGAGGAUAUUAUCAAAUACAUGUAUAAUCAAGAGGAUUCAGAGUUAAUUCUUAACAAAUUGAAAUAGUAUUUUAUAUAGCCUGCAAAGCAUGUAGAGAAACGAAUGACUAGAGAGGAGUAAUUUUAAAUAGUGAAUGAGAAAGAUAAAUCUAAGAUUGAAUUUUCGAUAUUUUAGAAGGUUAUUUUGGAUUUUCAAAUGAAAUCACAUGAAAAGUACUUGUCAAAAUUUAUUUUGCAUUUCAAACAACAAGAUUAGGAUUAGAAUGGAAUUAUUGAUGAGGUAUUAGAUGUUCAUAAGUAGAAUGAAUUUCGAUAGUUGAUUGCAGAUUUGAAUAUGGGAACCAAUGAUUUUGAUAUCUAGAGAUACUUGAAUAAGAUAGAUCCUUACAAUAAUCAGUAAAUAACAUUUUCAUAAUGUGUUCAAUUGUUUUCUCAGGAAUAGGCACCAGGAACGAAUGUACCAAUAAUCUAGAAAAUUUCAGUUGACAGUUUUUGA
Paramecium octaurelia is the source of this 2222-nucleotide messenger RNA. NCBI's taxonomy places the organism in Eukaryota, Ciliophora, Oligohymenophorea, Peniculida, Parameciidae. The record is from the annotation of a GenBank genome assembly.